AUGUUCAAAUCCGCCGUCGUUGUCCUCGCUCUCGUUGCCUGCGCUGCUGCCAAGCCAGGAUUCCUGGGUGCUCCUCUGGCCUACACCGCUCCCUUGGCAUACAGCUCUCCCCUGGCUUACGCUGCUCCUGCUGCUGUUGUGGCUGCUCCUGCUCCAGUGGUGACUGCCACCAGCAGUCAGGUGAUCGCCAGGAACUACAAUGGAAUCGCUGCUGCCCCCGUGAUCGCUCCCGUGGCAACUCCACUGGCUGCUCCAGUUGCUGCUCCCGUGAUUGCCAAGUACGCCGCUGCUCCCUUGGCUGCUCCUUUGGCCUACACAUCUCCGCUGGCCUACAACGCUCUGCCUGCUGUCGGACCCGUUCUGAUAUAA
This is a messenger RNA of Drosophila serrata, 369 nucleotides long. RefSeq lists its product as uncharacterized. The record is from RefSeq and is a predicted model, not a curated record. NCBI's taxonomy places the organism in Eukaryota, Metazoa, Arthropoda, Insecta, Diptera, Drosophilidae.